Messenger RNA from Bactrocera tryoni, 2436 nucleotides. RefSeq lists its product as uncharacterized. The transcript has a single exon. Bases 18 to 1817 code for a protein of 599 amino acids. The record is from RefSeq and is a predicted model, not a curated record. Lineage: Eukaryota; Metazoa; Arthropoda; Insecta; Diptera; Tephritidae.
AUAGUAGAAGAUUGUUCAUGAAAAACCAAUUACAUUUAAAUUUAAAUGUAACGGGAACAUUGAAUGUUGAUAAUGAUGGUAAUGCGAGUGAUUCGAUGGAAGCAGCAGCAGCAGCAGCAGCAGUAGCAGUAUCUAAGUUAAAAUGGGAUGGUGUUAAUGUAGAAACCGUCACAACAGUGCCUCAACAACAACAACAACUACAACCACACGAACAAAAACAACAUCAACAACAAAUACUAGAAGCAGAACAACAACAACUUAGGAAAGCAUAUAGCAAAAUCGAAGCAAUUGCAGUGGGACAGUCGUCUACAACUACAACAACAAAAACCACAAUUAGAGGAGACGUGGGAACAGUAGCAGCAGCAACAAAACGAGUAGCGACAUCGUUAUCAUCAUCACCGUCAUUGUUGAAUUCAUCAUCAACGGCAUUAGCUAAAUUUAACCGAAUCAUCGACAGUACAAUGCCGGCAACUAACUAUUAUCAGCACCAUUUGCAACAGCAGCAGCAAGCGCAAGAGAGCAUGCAACAUGCCAUAUGCGCCGGUGCAGCACCACCAGCAACGCUGAGUGAUGCACUACAGCAGCGCUUAGCGCUCGUCUAUCCCGACAUUGUCUCGACCGAUUCGCAAACGAAAAAAAUUAAUUUCACAACAGCAGCAGCAGCGGCGGCAACAGCGAAGACAACAGCAACAACCGCACAAACAGCAAAACCGAAAGCGAAAGUGAAAGGAAAAUCCGGUGCAACGCAUGAUCGUUCGCGUACAACGCGAGCGGAAAUAGCGACGGAAGUGGAAGCGGCAGCCUUGACGGCCGCAGCUGCUGCAACAGCGCCAUCAAACGACGAUAAUCAAAUGAAACGAAAUGAUGUGCAUUAUUUGUUGAAACAAUUAAAUAGUUUUAGUGAUAUAGAAGAAAUAGAAAUUGUUGAUAUGGAGCAAAGACAGCGACAGCUGGAUGAACAACAGCAGCUGACACAGCAGCAACAGCAACAGCAUAUGGGCCACGGCGUGGACAAGGCACACUCACCGACAGCGCAAUCGCUUGUGAUAACCUCGCCAUCGUCGCUGUCACACAAAGGCAUACGACGUUACGCCUCACUGCACCAACAGCAGUGCACGCAAUAUCCGCUUGACAGCGACGAGGCGAUCGACAGCGUCGAUCAACAGCAAUAUUUGCUGCAACAAUUCGACGACUACCUUUUUCAGUCCUGCCACUAUUUGGAGACAAAUUAUUUUGCCGCCAACUAUCGCACUGCCAUGGUUGAGAGCAGCUCACACGAGUUCCGACCAUCGACGACGACGACAACGGGCACAUCGGCCGCAUCUGUCUCAUCGGAGCAAUCCCUCGAGCUGCACGAGACCGAGCCGCCGAGCGUCAUCUGCAAGGCACCACCGCCACCAGCGCCUGCCACACCAACACCAUCUUCAAGCGGCGUCGACGUGCCGACAACACCCAGACGCUACGGCAUGCAAGCGCGUCUGACCAGCAGCGGCGUACAAACCGAACUCACCGCCACUUCACUAAUGGAGGCGUCGCUAGCAAAGAGCAGCAGUAGUUCCGCUAGCUCUGAAGAGCAGCGCCGGCGUGCGCCAUUCUUCAAGUGCUGCUACACGCCUAUAGAUCGCUGGCGUGAAAAGCGUAGUGCAGCACACUCAGCGGCGGCAGCGCAAAAGCGCGGCAGUCGACAAAGUGAGCGACCAAGUGUCACUGCAGCUACAGCGUCGGUUAGCAAGCGCGGUGGCGCCUCCACCAGUGCCAGAGCGAGCAAAGCCAGUGUCGCACAGCAACAUACGCGCAAAAAUGGGCAUGCAGUCUGACAUUUCGCGUACGCAUUGGAGUGUGUAGGCGUGGGCAUGAGCGUGAGCGUGAGCGUGAGCAUGAACUUACUAACAAAACGAUGCAAAUUGAGAAUCCAUCAGCGUCGCUGUCUAUUUGCGAUAUCAACAAUUAUUUCUAUUUCAAAAUUAUACUUGGAAUAUUUACGCUAAUACUUUUGUAUACAUGAAGAUAUUCCAAGUAGAUUAUUUGUUUGAAAGCGCAAACUUACAUAGAUGAUAAACUAGGAGAAGCAGCAGGAACAGUUAUUUUCUGCAGCGCAUUGAAGGCGCGUCAAUGCGUGGCAAAAAGUGAAAGAGAUUUUGAAUAUUGACAGUUGUAGUAAAGCAUAAAAUAGAAGUCUUAAAAAGUGUUUUAAAUGUUAAAGCUUUUUUAAAAAGCCUUUUAGUUGUAUGCAUGCAUGCAGGAAGUGAACCAGUCGUGUACUAAUGUCAGUUGGUACCAGUUAAACUAGUAAGCCACACACGCUAACCUCAAAGAUAAUAAAGAGCCACAAAUACGCCGCACUAAACAAGAGAUUUGCAUUGGAAAUAAGUGCUUUUAAAUUAACUUGUUUGUUAUGAGUUAAUGUUAGACUCAUAAGUUCUUUAACGCGCCGCA